Messenger RNA from Lodderomyces parapsilosis, 396 nucleotides. RefSeq lists its product as uncharacterized. NCBI's taxonomy places the organism in Eukaryota, Fungi, Ascomycota, Pichiomycetes, Serinales, Debaryomycetaceae. The record is from RefSeq and is a predicted model, not a curated record. Bases 1 to 396 code for a protein of 131 amino acids. The transcript has a single exon.
AUGUUUCAUUUAGUUACACUACUAUUGCUUAUCACUCUCACGUCAGCGAAUCUAUUUGAUUUCAUUAAUCAUCAAUUUGGUGGAGGAUCACAACAUGCUCAAGGUGUCAAAAACCCACAAGAUUAUGAGAAUUUGAUGCUCAACACACAAUGCAACAAAUAUUUGUGCCCCGAUACCGGAAUUUGCGUUGAUGCACCUAAAUUCUGUCCCUGCCCAUACCCGUCGUCCCAAUUAAGGUGUUUUUUGCCUGAUGGGAGAUAUGUCUGUAUAUCGAAACCAGCAGGCGAAGGUAUUUCGGAAAAAUACGAUGAUCCAAAGACCAAUUUCAAGAUUGAUGCUAAAGAUGAUAAUAUACGCGAUUGCGGAUGGGUCAGUAGAGCAUGGAGAGGUUUGUGA